AAACCGGCAGCGACGGAAAACAGACGGACCGGAGCGGGGCGAGGAAAACGGGGCGACAGAGCGAGCGAACAGAGGACGGAAGAAAGGGGGAGAAACGAGGUCAAUCGUGGAUUUCUACCUUUAAUUCACACGGAAACGAGUUUUUCUAGAAUUCCGAGAACAGUGUUUUAUAAUCACGAUUCAGAAAUGGCCCAGGAGACCAACCAGAGCCCCGUGCCCAUGCUCUGCACCACCGGCUGUGGCUUCUACGGCAACCCUAGGACCAAUGGCAUGUGCUCAGUUUGUUAUAAGGAGCACCUAACGAGACAGAACAAUGGAGGCCCUCUAAACUCUAUGGGUUCUAGCAGCGUAACCAGUAGUCCUACCUCAGAGGCCUCCGCGAUCCAGAUCAUCGAGGCUAGCCUAAACAAUUCUGCCAGCGAAGCCGAGUCGCCGAGCGGUGCCGCUGCAGCACUUCCUGUUACGCAGCAGAUGAUAGAGAUGAGCAUUUCCUGUGAAGUGGAAGCAGCGUCGCCUAAAGUAGAAGUUCCUGAACCUGUUGUAACUCAACCCACAGCGUCGGUUUCCUCAGCUAACACAGCAGAUAGUGAGGAGGCUAAAGCUCCAGAAGCCCCCAAACCUAAGAAAAACCGCUGCUUUAUGUGCCGUAAGAAAGUUGGCCUUACAGGGUUCGACUGCCGCUGUGGAAACCUAUUCUGUGGAAUUCAUCGAUACUCCGACAAGCACAACUGCCCCUACGAUUACAAAGCCGAGGCCGCGGCCAAGAUCCGCAAAGAGAACCCUGUAGUCGUCGCAGACAAGAUCCAGAGAAUAUAGACGGAUACACUAGAUCAUCUUCAUCUUGCUUUCUCUCGUCUUCGAGCCGUGACCCUGAGAUCAGGCUGAGAUCAUACAAUAAAAAAGGACUCGCGCUUCACCUGCGAUUUAAAGGACUAGGUUUUUCUUUUGUUCGUUUUUUUUUUUUUUUUUUAAUAUUACUACGUUGUCUGGGGAGGAAUCUUGGUUGUUCAGAAAAUGCAUGAGUGAUUUUUACAGAUUUUUUUUUCUUCAAGUUAUUUUUUCUGUCUGGUGUAUGAGCUUCGAUUUAAGAGAGAAAAGAAAAAGAUUUGUUAAACAGCGUUGGGUUCCACAGGCCCAGAGAUCGUGCAUCUCCUUGUGUGUCUGGUUCUAGGUAUCUUUUUUUUUUUUUUAGGUGGGAGGAGACCUGGUGAAUUUGAGCUGAUCAUUGUGUUAAAAAAAGAAAAAAGGAAGGCUAACCGUCUUUGUGAUUAAUUGAUUGAUUAAUUAAUUGAUUGUCAAAAGUUUACUUUGUGAUUGUGUCUCUCGGUCCAUCUCGUGUCAUGCGUUGGUGGCGGUGAUGGUGGAGGAGUGGAGGAUGGACGUAUUGUAGCCUAUGGGACUUCAGACGACUGUUAUUGCCCUGAGUCGAGCGCCCUCAGCGCAGCAGUGCAUGGCUGGCUCAUGUAGCAACAAGAAAAAAGAAAAAGAAAAACUAACAAAACAAACAAACAAAAACAUGUUACAAAAAAAUGGACGCUCUUCUUUUUUUCCCGUAGGUUGAAGAUUUCAUCUAUCGUUUGAGAAGUGAGUCACAGCAUGGCUCUCAACUCUUUGCAGUUAUAGCCUUUACAAGAUCAGCAUCAAUUUUAUUAUUAUGGAUUAUUGUUUUGCUGCCAGCCUCAGCUUGUGUCCAUUAGCAAGCAGAUUAUUUGUUUCUUUGGAGUGAGUUUGGGCUGUUGGUUCACUUUUAUCCCCUUCUCUCUCUUUCUCUCCCUC
This is a messenger RNA of Astyanax mexicanus (Mexican tetra), 1776 nucleotides long. It is a transcript of the gene zfand5b, whose product is annotated as zinc finger, AN1-type domain 5b. The transcript is spliced from 5 exons. The record is from RefSeq and is a predicted model, not a curated record. The coding region runs from base 187 to 816 and encodes 209 amino acids. Lineage: Eukaryota; Metazoa; Chordata; Actinopteri; Characiformes; Acestrorhamphidae. Gene Ontology annotation, molecular function: DNA binding; zinc ion binding.